This is a messenger RNA of Papaver somniferum (opium poppy), 1004 nucleotides long. Its product is annotated as putative invertase inhibitor. Gene Ontology annotation, molecular function: enzyme inhibitor activity. The transcript has a single exon. The record is from RefSeq and is a predicted model, not a curated record. NCBI's taxonomy places the organism in Eukaryota, Viridiplantae, Streptophyta, Magnoliopsida, Ranunculales, Papaveraceae. The coding region runs from base 311 to 883 and encodes 190 amino acids.
AGUAGGUAAUUACUUCCAGAUUUACUUUGUUUUUAUUUGCAAAGAUAACCUCAUAAAUACCAAAUAAUAUUAAUUUUAGAGAUCCGAAGAAAGUAAUUACUUCCUAAUUUGCCCCGAUAAUUUCAUUAAUACCGAAUAUAUUAAUUUCAAAAAUUUUAAGAAGGUAAUUACUUUCUGGUUUACCCUAAAAAUAUCAUAGAAAUCUUGUAAUAGCAUGGAACUAUAUAUACUAAGGUUCCCUAACUAAAGAUCAUUGGCUUCUCUCUUUUGCUUUCUCUCUUUUCAUGUCAUAGAAAUCCAAACAAAAGUGAUGAAUCAAUCAAUCUCAUUGCUUUCUCUCUUUUCAUCAAUCCUCCAUGUUUUUCUUGUUUUGAACUUGUAUGGGGGAAUUACUGUGAAUGGAGAUAUAGUCAAAACAUUUUGUAAGAGUGAAUCGAUAGUUGAUCCCUCUCUAAAUUAUGACUUUUGUGUUUCAUCUCUCGAAGCCAACCCUCUUAGCAAAACUUCUGAUAUUUUCGGACUUGCUGUAAUAUCAAUGGAUCUUUCUUUGAAGAAUGCAACUUAUAUUCAUACAUAUAUUGAAGGAAUUUUGAAGGAUGUAAAACAAGAACCGACAGCUAGGAUGUGUCUAAAGGAUUGUAUGGAAUUUUACUCUACUGCUGUAAAAGAUCUUCAAGAAGCCGUGGAAGCAUUUAAUGGUAAAGAUUAUUAUGAUGCUCUCAGACUUGUGAGCGAUGCCGGGAUCGAUGCACGUACAUGUAAAACUGGGUUUACAGAACUUGGUGUUGAUUUUAGUCUAUUAGAGAAACAAGAUUAUAAUUUCUAUCAGUUAACUAACAUUUGCCUAGAUAUAAUUGCAAAAAUAUCCGAUUCAAAAGUUUAAGAUUUGAAGUAAUAAAGAAGUUUUAUAUCAUAGUCAUAGAUUUUGGAAUUUUCUCAUUAUUUUUUUGGUGUAGUUACUUCUCUUGAUGUGAUAUGAAAACUUACCUUGAAUUAUGUCAAAA